CAUGUACAAGUCGCGAAAAGUGUCGGAUCCUUGCAUAACUAUUAUGUUCUACAUAGCAAAAUUUUGGGGAGUAGCGCCGUUCAACUUGAAAAAUAAUAGACUGUCGCACGGGUCAUGGAUUAAUAACGUUUAUCCUAUCAUUUUCAUAUUGUUGCUCUUAGUUAUUACCAUAUUCGUAGUAAAAUCAUGGGAUGGCGUUCAAUAUCCUGGUCAGACGCCAUGGACUAGUACCAUUGAUGUGCUAUCAUUUUAUGUUGGAUACCUGGCAAUCUUAGCAUGCGUCAUUCGAGUCAUGCGAAACAAAAAAAGUAUCAUUGAAAUAAACGAAUUGCUUAUAAAGAUCAAAGAGCCCACGAUUGUGUCUGGACGAGAGCUUGGUUAUAAAAAAAAGUUAAAAAUCUUAACGCUCCAAACAGGAUUUUCAAUUAUCAUGCGUAUCUUUUUUGACAGCCUUAGCUCAGUCGCUGUUGUUGUAGACCUCGACAAUUUUUUACUUUUGGCAAUGGGUUUUAUGCAUAAAAUAAUGUUGGUUACAUUGCAUGUGGUAAUGAUUAUAUUCCUUGGCAUAAUAUAUUUUUCAAAACAUUAUUUUGAAUCGCUGAAUCACACGUUAUCGAACAUUUGUGGUUCGAAGUGUGAGUCAAUCACCGCUCAAUCGCGACGUGGUGGGCAAGUAGAUGAAAAAUCAGCGGAUACCCGAGUUCGAAAUGUGGUGAUUGCCGGAAUUGAGGCUGAUUUCGGAGCCAUCAAUGAUUUGAAAUCAAUUCAGAUUCUUAUUCAAAUUGAAAGAGAAUAUCUCGAUAUUCGUACCUUGAUCGAAAAAACUGUGACAUUUUUUUCUCCCUUAUUACUUCUCAUUAUUGCGGACUAUACUUCAGAAGUGUUUUUAGCCAUCUAUUAUAUUUACAACCUUGUCUACAAUUCGUCAGUGGCUACGGAUCAUAAGAUAUUAGUUACAAAAGUGGGUGGGGCGUUAUCAUGGCUGCUGCCAAAAGUUUCGGGACUUUGGAUCAUUGCACAUGUAUGUCAUUCAGUUCAGGAAGCGGCAAAUUCAACGGCGGAUACACUGUACAAAAUGUGGAUCACGAAUCGUCCAAAAGAGUUGAAAGACGAGAUCAAGAUAUUUUUUCUUCGGCUGCUACAGAAACCACUUCAUAUAUCGGCUUACGGCUUUUUUUAUUUCGACUAUUCGUACCUCUACAAGAUGUUUUGCGCCGUGCUGGCCUACUUCGUGAUCGUGCUACAACUUGAUUCCGCAAAAUCGAAUUCGCAUGAGAACUCAUCGAACUUAACGGUGCCGGACAGUAGCGUCAGGCCGUAGCCUGUUCUCGAUGAUGACGAGCACGCCAUCUUUUAAAUAGUUAAGGCGUCCCAUUUCCACAUCAUUCGUUUCUUCUUUCUUUCUUCGAAGGAAGCUACUGAAACUUAAAAAAAAAAAUGUCAUCUCGGCCCCGUCCCGAGUCACCGAUUCAAUUUUUUUGUAGUACAAAGUAUACUUGUUACGCGAGACCCAUACAAAUUUUGUGUUGGGUUCAAUUCCACGAUUAUAGAUAGAUUUUGCUCGACCACAAAGAAAUGAUAUGCGUGACUUUAAGCACAUCGUGUAUCGAUGACUUAUGCACAUGAGAGUAUACCAGUGUUGAUGAUAUGAUUAUACGUUCAAUAUAGUUGAGUUAGCAAUGUACCAAGAAAUUGAUGAGCGUGGGCACAUAAUUUUCAUGCAAAUAAAGUUAGU
Messenger RNA from Athalia rosae (coleseed sawfly), 1735 nucleotides. RefSeq lists its product as uncharacterized. NCBI's taxonomy places the organism in Eukaryota, Metazoa, Arthropoda, Insecta, Hymenoptera, Athaliidae. Gene Ontology annotation, biological process: sensory perception of taste. The transcript is spliced from 4 exons. Gene Ontology annotation, cellular component: membrane; axon; dendrite. The record is from RefSeq and is a predicted model, not a curated record. The coding region runs from base 2 to 1321 and encodes 439 amino acids.